AUUAAAAUUGUUUUGCAUAAUAAUAGCCAUUAAUUUUUUGUAAUCUACAGAGAGAAAAAACUGUGUGAUAAUUGACUUGAUUUUUGUUUUAUGAAUGGAACUGAAGCAAGGUUUAAUUACUGUAAAGAUAAGUAAAUAGCUGAUUCGCCCACAAUUUUCAUCAUGGCUGGUAUAAAGUAUUUGUUACAAAAAGAAGUGUUUGACGCUACUAAUGAACGAAUUCUAUCCGUUUGUAAUGUCCAAAAGUGGCACAAAAAGAAGCGAAAUUCGUAUUUAUGUAUUGUUGCAGAGGCUCAUUCGAUUCCAAUAUUAGUUCAAGUAAAACAAAAUGCAGGUAUAUAUCGAAAAAAACGUACGUGGCAAAUGUCCGAUAUAAAAACAAUUGAUGGAAGAAACGAUUCAACGACCGAACCAAUUCAUGAAUUUGAUAUUGUUUGCGAAAAAAGUUUCAAAUGGUUUGCAGCCAAUUUGCAUGAGCGUCAAAAUUUCAUCACUGUGUUGUAUCGUCAGAUAAACAAAUAUAUAAAAGUUCCUGAAAAUCGAGCAAUUUUCGUGAAUGUUCCACAAAUAUGGCUGCAGGAGCAGUCGCCGGAGAAAAUUCAACACACUGACGAUAUGAACAAUGGUAGUGGGUCAAUUGUUGACGAAGAGAGCGAUGAAUUUGAAGAUUUUCAAGCACUCACCGAAAAAGAAGAGAAGGAAUUGAACAAAUUAAUUUCUAAUUCUAACCUGGCUAUCACCGAUGCCGAACAAUUCAUGGAACAAUUGAGUAAAAAAUUGCAAGACUUGGACGGAGCACAAGUACAAAGUGUGUUGGCCUCUGAAAAACAGGUGAAUGCAUUGAUAGAACAAAUCGAAGCAGCUAUCGAAGAGGCAAAUUUGGUCGAGGCAAGAUUUGAUGAAUACGAUGAAAUCUUGUGUCAUGUACGCGACACAAUGGAGAAAAUGGGCGAGAAAAAUACAAUGAUUGAAGUUGCGAAUACAAAUAACAUCAAACUAUUGAAUGAACUAGAAAAAUUAAUAACACAAUUAGAUUUACCAUAUCAAGAUGCAUUGAACAAGACGGAUUUGAAAACACCAGAAGGCUUGAAAGCUGCAAUUGACGCCGGAAAAGCAUUACAAACAGCAAUGAACUGUGAUAUUGAUGCGGCACUUUUACGAUUGACAGCCGUUCAAGAUCAACGCAAACGUUUUGACAAGUGGAAAGCUCAGUUUUCACAAACAAUUAGUCGCCAUUUAAAUAAUAUGUUUAUUCACUGUGCAAAUGAUUUGGGUGAAUCACAGUUGAAUGCUGCAUCAUCGGGAAGCGGUGAAUUGGUUCUGAAAAUACAUAGCGACGUGCAUAAAGCACUAUAUGGCCAAAAAGAUCUUAUGCAUUGGCUCAAGUCGAUGGAUCGUAAAGCAUACGAUGGUUUGACAAAAGUUUACACAAAUGCAAUGAGCAAACUUUAUGAGCGGGAAUUGAGGCAGUUCUUUGAUUUUGCCAAAUCGUCAAUAUCGCUACAAUUGCUUAACGAUAACGAAAUGAAUACAUCAAUUUCAAGUAAAUUCAAAAGUCCACAAUCGAAACAAAUAUCACAACCAUAUGGAAUACUUGGCAUUAGCAAAGAACAAUGGACAAAUGGGUUGGACGCCAAUGAACGUCAACGCUUUGAAACGAUUAUGGAAAAAGUGCUGACCGAAUUGGAACCAGUGGCAUUGAGUGAACAACACUUUUCCAUUCAAUUUUUCCAACUUGAUGUUCUGAGUCCCACCACAAAAAAUACACAAACUACUUUGGAUGGUAUCAUGAGCACUAGUAUCGGUCCAUGUGAUGGCAAUGAUAAAGAAGGUGUUUUGGAACCACAAAAGAAGAUGGAUCGCCAGAUCAAUGAGGAAGUUCGCCGAAUGAUGACCUCAUUAUUCAACAUUUUGGAAUCAGAGUUAAACAGUUUUAUUAACGGUUUUGAGAAGUUAGAUAGUUUUUAUUCCAUGUACGUACUGGUACGUUUGACGCAGCAUGUAAUGUCAGCACAAGACGCGCACUCGUUUUUAAGCAUGACAUUCGCAUCAGCAUUGGUCCAAGUUAAGCGAAAUUUCGACAAAUUUAUGAAUAUCCAAUUGCAGUCAAUUAUUGAGUCAAAGGUACCGCGUCGUUCAAAAUGUGGUCUUUUACCAUAUGUUGAAAAUUUUGAACAAUUUUCAAAUACUGCCGAAAAUAUCUUCCGCAAAACGGAACGACGUACUGACCUGGAUAAGUGGUACAUUCAAUUGAUUGAUGCCAUUUUUGAACACAUUCCAGUACAUGCCAGUGAACAUCCAAAAACACCCGACCAAGUAGUUCGUAUGGAAAAUUUUCAUCACAUGCAUUCACUUUUAGCUUAUUUAAAAAUAUCUUCGCUCGACGAACAAAAGAAGAUAGCCAAAGUUAAAUACAAUGAAGCGUUGCGUGCUUAUGUGACAAAAUAUUUUGGAAGACCGCUGGAAAAACUAAAUCUUUUUUUUGACGGUGUUCAACAAAAAGUUGGUCAAGGUGUGAAAGAAACUGAAAUAAGCUAUCAAAUGGCGUAUUCGAAACAAGAGCUACGGAAAGUGAUCGGUUUAUAUCCUGCUCGUGAAGUGAAGAAGGGCCUUGAAAGUCUCUACAAGAAGGUGGAAAAACAUUUAUGUGAAGAAGAAAAUCUGUUGCAAGUUGUAUGGCGCGCCAUGCAAGAAGAAUUUAUUGUGCAAUACAAAUAUUUAGAGGAACAAAUAACCCGCUGCUAUGCGAAUUCAAUGAUAACACUUGAUUUCACGAUUGAUGAUAUUCUGAAUUUCUUUUCAGAAAUAGCUCAAUCACAUUAAUUGAUAGCUUGAAGCAUAUGAUUGAAACCAGUUUUCAACGAUUAUUGAUUUCAAAAAUACUAUCAUCUAAUUAUUGUAAUUGAGAUAAUGUCUCGAAAUAACAACUAUAAACUUUAACUGUA
Contarinia nasturtii (swede midge) is the source of this 2945-nucleotide messenger RNA. RefSeq names its product exocyst complex component 1 (gene Sec3). The record is from RefSeq and is a predicted model, not a curated record. The coding region runs from base 163 to 2823 and encodes 886 amino acids. Gene Ontology annotation, biological process: exocytosis; Golgi to plasma membrane transport. The transcript has 7 exons. NCBI's taxonomy places the organism in Eukaryota, Metazoa, Arthropoda, Insecta, Diptera, Cecidomyiidae. Gene Ontology annotation, molecular function: phosphatidylinositol-4,5-bisphosphate binding. Gene Ontology annotation, cellular component: plasma membrane; exocyst.